This is a messenger RNA of Lolium rigidum, 1308 nucleotides long. RefSeq names its product chitinase CLP-like. NCBI's taxonomy places the organism in Eukaryota, Viridiplantae, Streptophyta, Magnoliopsida, Poales, Poaceae. Bases 1 to 1308 code for a protein of 435 amino acids. Gene Ontology annotation, biological process: proteolysis. The record is from RefSeq and is a predicted model, not a curated record. Gene Ontology annotation, molecular function: aspartic-type endopeptidase activity. The transcript has a single exon.
AUGCAUCUCCACGUGAUCUUCCCGCUCGCCAUAUCGAUGCUGCUGGUGCUAUCACCUGCAGCGGUGCGCCGGUGCGCAGCGCAGGAGAGGACCGGCGACGCGCCACCGUACAAGCCGCUAGUUUCUCCCCUCGCCAGGGACUCCGCCACCUCCCUCUACACCAUCUCCAUCCAGGACAGCGGCCCCCUCGUCGUGGACCUUGCCGGCCCGCUCGUCUGGUCAACGUGCACGUCCGACCACCCAACGUUCUCCUGCAGCUCCCGCGAGUGCGCCUCCGCCAACGGUGACGGUGUCACCCCGGCGGCGGCGCCGGCGCCGAGGCCGAGCUGCCGUAAGCGUCCGAACUGCGCCUGCACCGCGCACCCUUGCAACCCGGUCACCGGCCGCUGCGCGGCGGGGGACCUCACGAGCUCCCCGAUGUCCGCCAACACCACCGACGGGCGGAGCCUGCUGCCGCACCCGGUGUCGUUCUCCACCGUGGCCUCGUGCGCGCCGGAGAACCUUCUGCAGUCGCUGCCGGCGGGCGCCGUAGGCGUCGCGGGGCUGUCGCGUGCGCCGCUGUCCCUGCCGUCGCAGCUCGCGGCGCGGCGCGGGCUCGGAAGCAGGUUCGCGCUGUGCCUGCCCGGGGUGGCCGUGUUCGGCAACACCACCAUCUACCUCAUGGGCUUCCCCCUGGAGCUAACAGCCAUCAUCGGGCGCACGCCGCUCGUCAAGAACCCCAAGCGCAGCGGCGAUUACUACAUCCCCGUCGUAGCCAUCACCAUGGUUUGGACCAGCGGGGACACCCCGGCGGCCCUGCCGCCCCGCGCGCUCGAGCUCGACCCGGCCACUGGCCGCGGCGGCGUCACGCUGAGCACCGUGGCACAGUACACGGCCUUGCGCUCCGACGUGUACGGCCCGUUCCUCCAGGCGUUCGACGCGGCCAUCGGCGCGCCAGGGACGACCGUGAAGAAGGUGCCGGAGGUGGCGCCGUUCAAGCUGUGCUACGACGGGUGGUCGCUGAGGCCGCUGAAGCGGAUGGGGUGGGACGUGCCGAUCAUCCGGCUGGAGCUGGCCGCGGGGGCCUCGAGCAACUGGACGAUGUACAGCGGCAACUCCCUUGUGCAGGUGGGCGACCGCACGAUGUGCCUCGCGUUCCUGGAGAUGGCGGCCGGCGGCGGCUCGGACGACGGGCCGGCGGUGGUGAUCGGCACGCACCAGCUGGAGGACAACCUGCUGGUGUUCGACGCGGACAAUGAGGAGCUCAGGUUCAGCGGCAUUCUUAGGGGAUCCGGCGCCACCUGCAGUAGCUUCAACUUCACCGCAUAA